Molecule: messenger RNA, 345 nt
Organism: Symbiodinium natans
Lineage: Eukaryota; Dinophyceae; Suessiales; Symbiodiniaceae
Source: the annotation of a GenBank genome assembly
AUGGCCACCCGCUUCUUCGCCAGCGCCUCCAAGAUCUACGAGUACGUCUCCUCUCCGAGGAGCCCUGGCUCUCCCGCUGGCGCCGAGAGCCCGGUGGCAAAGGUGCCGAACGCCAAAUCGCCAAUGCGCGCCCGCGAGGUCAAGCAAACCGUGCGAGUGCGGCAAAGCCGUGCAGGGAAUGGAGAUCUCCCCAACUUGUUGGGCAAGCGUCGCCCAGUGACCACCGCCGUGGAGACACACCCCUGCGAUGAUGCCCUGGCCUGCGCCAUCGCCGCCCGCCAAGCCUUCCUCGAGUCUCAGCAGCGGCGCGCCGGCCGCGCCAUGGGUGGCCGCUUCGUGAUGUGA